Messenger RNA from Enhydra lutris kenyoni (northern sea otter), 4105 nucleotides. It is a transcript of the gene BANP, whose product is annotated as BTG3 associated nuclear protein. NCBI's taxonomy places the organism in Eukaryota, Metazoa, Chordata, Mammalia, Carnivora, Mustelidae. Bases 1992 to 3533 code for a protein of 513 amino acids. Gene Ontology annotation, molecular function: DNA binding. The record is from RefSeq and is a predicted model, not a curated record. Gene Ontology annotation, biological process: protein localization to nucleus; negative regulation of protein catabolic process. The transcript is spliced from 16 exons.
UCUCUCUCUCUUCCUGUCCUGACUGGAUAUUCUGUCCCCAGUCAUUUCGUUUUUGUGGAUGUGGCCUGAGGGGAGCUUUGGAUAGUUAGAUGAUUAGCUCUGAGAGUUCCUGGGGUCUGGACUGUGCUAGGCCUUCUGGACACUUCUGCAAGCCCGUCGCCAUCCUCUGCCCUUGGGUGGUGCUUGGUCCUGGUUCCGGCGCCGCGGCUCUCUGCUUCCUGCUCCCAUCUGCUUCCCCCCCGGUGACCUGUAGCCUCCCUCCCGGUGACCUUGUCGCUGUCAGGCCUUUGUCCCCCUGUGCUGGUAUUUUGGGGCUCGUAAGGAAAACCUCAUCACACCAUCUCGUUACAGGUGUUGACCUGGACGUGGGUCUUGCUAGCCUAGCUGCUCACGUGGUUUUAUGGGGGGAGGCGGGGGUUCAAAACCUCUGUCAUCACCAUCUUUCCACUGAGGGUCCUACCAGGUUCUGUGCUGCCUGCAAGGCCUCCUCCCCCCUCCCCCCCACAGUGUGUCAUCAGUUUCCCCUUUGUUGUGGACAGUUGGUGCUUGGGCCUCUCAUUCAGCAUCCUGUCAGGUGUGUCCGUGGAGAAUAAAAAUGCCUUUGCGAUUUCGAGAACGCGUUCAUGUAAAAAUGUUGCCCAUACUCUCUAAAGGAAGAGGUAAGACAGGAGCUUGGUUCCUUCUUCUACGAAUUUGUCUCUAAGAAGUUCUGUAGAGUUAAGAUCUGGAUGAAAGAGAAGAGGAAGCACAUUUUCUCCGAGGAUGUAAGCACACGUGGGACACCUGCAGGUUGGCUCUUGCGCCUGCUGGAACCGGCUCAUUAAAAGGUGUCCUUAGACACCUAGGUGAAACCAGGUGAUCUGAAAUUUUGACUGGACGCCUCCCUGCCCCACGGGAGCAGGGACUCGGGAUUGUGAGACGUCCUGGUGACGAGGGCCAUGCCAGAGAGUUCAGGGUGUGCUUCCUGUCCCCGGAGAGCAUGUACUCUAGUUGGCAGACGAGCAAGAAAUAAUGUGUAUUAAAAACUUGUAGACACAAAUAACUGAGGAUAAAUAUGCAAAAACAUUAUGGCGACAUUGACCCCGGAGGGCUCCGGGGCAGCCCAUUCUUAAGUAGCAUGGUUCGGUCCAGCUGUCGACAGGCCACGCCUGGCAUCCUAUGACCUCGUUUUUGUUUUGGAAGAGAAGGUCCUUCUUGGCCUAAUCAAAGCUUUUCAAGAGCAAGAAGAAAGGAACUGACUGUUCCGGAGAUGGUUUUUGGCUCCGGGGUGACAGCUCAAACCCCUGCUCCUGAGGGCACGUGGGGAUGGGAUGCUCCCGGGGCCAUGGUCCUGGGGUGGUGCCAUGGUUUGGGUCUGCCCUGGAAGCCAGAGGGCAGCGAACAGAGGUGCUUAGUGGGAGGGCGAUCUGGGUAGCAGAGAGGGAACGUGGGCACCGCCUCGAGGGUGGCAGGGCCCAUGGAGGGACAAUCCAGGAGGUGGGCAGCGUGUUACUGGAGACCGGCAGUGGGCAUGUGUCAGUUCUCCAGUAAUUCUCCAGGUUGUGGUGUGUGUAGCAGGAAGGGCAGAACAGUACUGUGGGGGAGGUAGGAGACCCCUGAGACUCCUGGCUUGGGGACGGCACAGUCAGGCCAUCACAGGCAGCUGACUUGGCAGGUGGUGUGAGGAGGAGUGGGCCGGGGAAGCGGGAGGCUGUCAGGUAGGGGCUGAUCUAGUGGUUAAGGACGGAGGCCCUGAGCCGUGUUUGUGAACUGCUUCUUGCCUCUCAGGGAACCCUGUCGUUCGGGGGUCUGAAGCGAGGAGAACCCCAUAUCCAAUGGUGCCUAGCACCUGACGUGCUCUGGGACACACACAGUUGGCAGUUGGCCUCAUGUCACAGGUCACGCUUGUGAUCUCCCUGUCCCUGUCUGUCUUGGUUUCUUAGGUGGCAGAAACCCGGUCCUGCGUGAGUUUGGUUCCUGCCCACUGCCCGGCCACUCUUCUCUCCCUCUGGAUGAUGUCAGAACAGGACCUGGCGGACGUGGUGCAGAUUGCCGUGGAAGACCUGAGUCCCGGUCACCCAGUCGUGCUGGAGAACCAUGUGGUGGCGGACGACGACGAGCCGGCCCUGAAGCGCCAGCGCCUGGAGAUCAACUGCCAGGACCCCUCCAUCAAGACGAUAUGCUUGCGGCUGGACGGCAUCGAGGCCAAGCUGCAGGCUCUCGAGGCCACGUGCAGGUCGUUAGAAGAGAAGCUGGACCUGGUCACCAACAAGCAGCACAGCCCCAUCCAGGUCCCCAUGGUGGCGGGCUCCCCUCUUGGUGCGACCCAGACGUGCAACAAAGUGCGAUGCGUCGUCCCCCAGACUACAGUAAUACUCAACAAUGAUCGGCAGAACGCCAUUGUAGCCAAGAUGGACGACCCCUUGAGCGGCAGGGCGCCGGAUUCCCUGGAAAAUGUCAUUAGCAACGCGGUGCCCGGGCGACGGCAGAACACCAUUGUGGUGAAGGUGCCGGGUCAAGAGGACAGCCACAACGAGGACGGGGAGAGCGGGUCCGAGGCCAGCGACUCCAUUUCCAACUGUGGACAGUCAGGAAGUCAGAACAUUGGCAACAACGUCACCCUCAUCACCCUGAACUCGGAAGAGGACUACCCCAACGGCACGUGGCUGGGCGACGAGAACAACCCCGAGAUGCGCGUGCGCUGCGCCAUCAUCCCCUCGGACAUGCUGCACAUCAGCACCAACUGUCGCACUGCUGAGAAGAUGGCCCUGACGCUGCUGGACUACCUGUUCCACCGGGAGGUGCAGGCCGUGUCCAACCUGUCGGGCCAGGGCAAGCACGGCAAGAAGCAGCUCGACCCCCUCACCAUCUACGGCAUCCGCUGUCACCUGUUCUACAAGUUCGGGAUCACGGAGUCCGACUGGUACCGGAUCAAGCAGAGCAUCGACUCCAAGUGUCGGACGGCCUGGCGGCGGAAGCAGCGAGGCCAGAGCCUGGCCGUCAAGAGCUUCUCCCGGAGAACGCCAUCCUCGUCCUCGUACAGCGCCUCAGAGACCGUGAUGAGCACCCCGCCCCCCGCCAGUGAGAUGCCGCAGCCCCCGCCACAGGCCCUGCACUACGCCCUGGCCAACGCCCAGCAGGUCCAGAUCCACCAGAUCGGAGAGGACGGACAGGUCCAAGUAGGCCAUCUCCACAUCGCGCAGGUGCCGCAGGGCGAGCAGGUGCAGAUCACGCAGGACAGCGAGGGCAAUCUCCAGAUCCACCAUGUGGGCCAGGAUGGGCAGGUAACACAGCGGACCCGAAUUCCCUGCUUUUGGUCCCCGAGCGCUUUCCGGGCCUCCUCCGGGAGGGUGCUGCAGGGCGCCCAGCUGAUCGCCGUGGCCUCUUCCGACCCCGCUGCUGCAGGCGUGGACGGCUCGCCUCUGCAGGGCAGUGACAUCCAGGUCCAGUACGUGCAGCUGGCCCCGGUGACUGAGCACAGCGCUGCGGCUCAGACGGCUGAGACCCUGCAGCCCGAAAUGCAGCUUGAGCACGGAGCCAUCCAGAUCCAGUAGGCGGGACAGGCCGCCUCCCGCCACAGGACCUAAGGUGCAGCUGCGGCCGUGCUCUGCGCCGGCUCCAGCCUCCCGCCCUGUCCUGCGCGCCCCGGCCCCACGGCUUUGCACGGAGGGGACUGCUCGUGUUCUGUUCGAGUGCGUCGGAAAGCCUCACCCGCGCGGACGGGGGGUGUCCCGGCCAACACAGGGUGACAGUAACAGCCACCGCCCCUGCCGGAAGACCCUUCCUUUUGAGUCCCACUUUGGUGUCCAGAGAGAGAGUGGGGAGGCACAGCGUGGAUUGCGUUAAGUACGUGCGGAAAAUCAAGAACUACGAUAUUUUUCUCUGUUCAGACAGCUUUUUUUAAUUUGCUAUGGUGUUUAUAACAAAAGAGAAAAUUGAAAAAAAAAAAAGUGGAGUAGCAGAAGCCUUUUGCUGUGUGCUCUGUUCCGUGUAAUGAAAAUAGGUAUUUGCAAAAGACAACUAACGAUUUUGAUGGAAAUAUUGCUUACCUACUUUUCUAGGGGGAAAUGCUCUCAACACUGUUAAUUAUGCAUUUCUAAUGAAAUAAAAUGUAUUUAUGACCACA